Molecule: messenger RNA, 2122 nt
Organism: Taeniopygia guttata (zebra finch)
Lineage: Eukaryota; Metazoa; Chordata; Aves; Passeriformes; Estrildidae
Source: RefSeq, a predicted model, not a curated record
AUGCCGCGGGAGGGGGAGGGGGGAUUUGGGGGGGAUUUUUGGGGGGUGUUUUUGAGAGUUCCGUGGGUAAUUUUGGCCCCCCAGGCGCGCCCCGCGGGGGUCCUGGAGCUGCGGGUGCUGUCGGCGCGGGGGGGUCCCGGGGGUCCCUGCGGGGGCCCCCCCUCCUGCCGCCUCCUGUUCCGCCUCUGCCUGCGCCCCCCCGGGGGUCGCGGCUGCGGCCUGGGGGUCGCGCAGAGCCCCCCCGGGCCGCCCCCCGCGCCCGGAGCCCCCCGAAUGCUCCGCCUGCCCGUGGCCUUCCCCUGGCCGGGCAGCGUCUCGCUGGUGGUGGAGUCCUGGAGGCUGGAGGAGAGCGGAGCCCCCGGUGAGGGGGAAAUUUGGGGCGGGGGGCAAAAUCUGGGCGCCUGCGCCGGUGGCGGCGGCGGCUGCUCGGUGAGUGCGACCCCCCCCCGGGACCCCCGGAACCCCCCCGGAACCCUCCUGAGACCCCCGGACCCCCGGGACCCUCCUGAGACCUCCCCGGUACCCCCGGGACCCUCCCGGGACCCCCGGAACCCCCUCGGAACCCCGGGACCCCCUCGGAACCCCCGGGACCCUCCUGAGACCCCUGCCGACCCCCCCGGUACCCCCGGGACCCUCCCGGGACCCCCGGCCCCGGUAACGGCGCUGUCCCCGCAGGGCCACGGGAGCGGCUGCGACAGCCCGGCGGCACCGGCGGCACCGGCGGCGACACCGGCGGCGGCCGUGGAAGCGCCGGCGGUGGCCGCGGCCGCGGCUCUGGUGGCCCCGGUGGCCCCGGAGGUGGCCCCGGAGCCCCCGGCGGCGGCUCCGGUGGCCCCCGGGGUGGCCCUGGACGCUCCGUCGGUGGCCCCGGUGUCCCCGGUGGCGACACCGGCAGCCCCGUCCCCGUCCUCGCUGCCGCCGCGACGGCGCUUCCCGGUCCCGGAGCCGCCGCCGGGGGUCCCGGAGCAGCUUCGGGGAGUACCGGAGGUCCCCGGUGCCUUCCCGAGGGUCCCGCACCCGGUUCCGGUGCUGGCGGAGGUCCCGGAUCCCCUCCCGGGGGUGUCGGAUCAUCCUUCGGGGGUCCCGGAGCCGCUCCCGGGGCUCCCGGAGCCGCUCCCGGGGGUGUCGGAUCAUCCUUCGGGGGUCCCGGAGCCGCUCCCGGGGCUCCCGGAGCCACUCUCGGGGGUCUCGGAGGUCUUGGAUCCCCUCCCGGUGGCCCCGGAGCCUCUCCCGGGGGUCCCCAACCCCAUCCCGGUGGCCCCGGAGCCUCUCCCGGUGGCCCCGGAGCCUCUCCCAGGGGUCCCCAACCCCAUCCCGGUGGCCCCGGAGCCCAUCCCGGGGGUCCCGUACCCCCUCCCGGAGGUGCCCCCCUCCCCCUGCGCCCUCGGGCCGUGCUUUAACGGCGGCGCCUGCGCCCCCGACCCCCGGCCCGGGACCCCCGGGAGCCCCCCCGGUAGCCCCGGGUACAGCUGCCGCUGCCCGCCCGGAUUCCGCGGCUCCAACUGCGAGCGCCGGGCGGAUCGCUGCGACCCGCAGUACUGCCUGAACGGCGGGCAGUGCCGGGACGCGCAGGGCCUGGCGCCGCUGUGCCGCUGCCCGCCGGGUUUUUCGGGGCGCCGCUGCCAGCACAACGCGGACGACUGCAGCCCGAACCCCUGCGCGCACGGCGGCACCUGCCAGGACGGCGCCAACUCCUUCAGCUGCACCUGCACGCUCGGCUUCGGGGGGCCGCGCUGCCGCCGCCGCGCCGGGGCCUGCGCCCCCAACCCCUGCGCGCACGGCGGCACCUGCUUCACGCACUUCUCGGGGCCGGUCUGCGCCUGCCCCCCCGGCUUCAUGGGGGUGCGCUGCGAGGAGGAGGUGGGGGCGCCGCCGGCCGCCCCCCGCCCGCGCCGAGGAACGGCCCCGCUGGCGCUGUGCGCGCUGCCGCUGCUGCUGGUGGCGCCCGGCGUGGGGCUGGCGGUGGCGCGCAGGCGGCGAGGGAGCAGGACCCCGACAGACACGGGGGGGACCCCUCGGCUGAGCCCCCCCGGGCCGGAGCGGCGCCCACAGAGACCCUCGGCCACGCGGGUGUGACCCCAGGUGUGCCCCCAAAUCCAGGCAAUAAAUGGAAUUCCAGUGG